Molecule: messenger RNA, 5577 nt
Organism: Tupaia belangeri chinensis (Chinese tree shrew)
Lineage: Eukaryota; Metazoa; Chordata; Mammalia; Scandentia; Tupaiidae
Gene: BCL6
Product: BCL6 transcription repressor
Exons: 10
Coding region: 3457-5577 (706 amino acids)
Biological process (GO): regulation of transcription by RNA polymerase II
Cellular component (GO): nucleus
Molecular function (GO): DNA-binding transcription factor activity, RNA polymerase II-specific; protein binding
Source: RefSeq, a predicted model, not a curated record
GGGUGGGUAUCCUGACCAGGUGCCAAGACUGACAGAGGGAGGGUACCUUCCAAGGGAAUAGCGUCCGACCUUCAAAGUUCUGGCAAGACUGCUGAAAAUUUCAAGGACCCCGGGUGUUCCCAGGGUCUCAGAUUUCUCAGUCACUGGCACCUAUCUCAGAUAAGAGAAACCAUAAAAUAACCCUGCUUGAACACACCAGCGCCUUAACUCUGUCCCUUCCCCGGAGGAAGUCGGUAGUGGAAGAAUGCCACCUAGAAGCUCAGGGGCUUUAGGACUUAAAACACUUGAGGCGAUAGGUUGGACAAAGAGGCCUAUUAGUGGUUAGUGACCUUACUGGACAGAUUUUAAGCUCUAAUUCCAGGUCAGUGAUUGAAAGCCAAAGGUGGGUUAUCUCAACUCAGUUGCAGUGUGUGUAAGAGAAUGGAGGAGCAAUUAGAGCCAUGAGUGAAACCUAUGGUAGUCGCCCAUGCACGUUCCAGGCACUUCUCCAGUAGUCCUGGAAGAAUUUCUUUAGAACGUCCAGCCUAAGAUUUCUGGUAAAAGACAUAUAAAGCCUACUGUGGCGCCGAGGGGUUGGGGCGGGCAGGUUUACAAAGCGGAGGGGCCUUAUGCAGGUGCCUUGGGUGGUUAAGGCCUGCAUUCUUGCUGGGAACAUGCCUUGUGGCGCCCAGGCUCACGUUUGGAUCCAGAAAUUACGUCUUCCUCUUCCAUCCUUUGCUUAGUGAUCUGGCGAGAAACCAGGUGUGUGUCAAAUGGACAGGGAGAGCAUAAUCCUCGCAGAAUUGAUGCCACUCAGUUCUCAGUUAAAAGUUUCUUCCUCUGAGCUCUGACUUAAGAUGGCAAGCGCGCGCCGGUCUGCUGGCGGCCCCUAGCGGCGCCCGGAGCCUUCACCCGCUGCAGACGCCGCUGUCUCCCCGCCCAGGUCCGCUGGGAUCGAGUUCAGCCUCUCCCACUGCAGGAGCUGUCGGAGGCCGCGUCGGUGAAACGCGCCUCUGUUCGGGUUGGAAAUGAAUCUGGGGACGUGUUAGAAGCGCGGUCAAGUUUGAGUCAUCGCUUUCCAAGGACAGUUAGUGCCUUCCAUCUUCAUUAACGUGAAUAAAGACCUUGGCUGACUUCUAUCCCGAUCGGAUUUUUGGAGCAUUGUUUGUUUGGGGAGAUCAUGCCUCUCCCCUCCCCCGCCAGCCUUUUUGCAAAGGCCAAGCCCAGUUCAGCCAGGAUGGCCGAGAGAUCUCCGCCCUGGGACUUGAUUUGCUGGUAUCGUCUGCGGGCCCUUCUGGAAGGAUGUCUCGACCCAGGCGCAUGGGGAGCGUCCCUUCUGCAACUCUUCAGAUCCUGAUGAUAAAACACAUCCCUCUAUUUUAUUGCAUUUCCUAGAAGCUUGCAGGCUCGCAAGAGCGCUUUUGGCAGGAAACGUGAUAGAAAUGAAAGUCAGGACAUAAUGUCCCCGAACACCUCCGUCACCCAAAGCGGCUCCUGAGGCUAUCGCUUUAUCAAUUUAGCUUUAAUCUACUGUCAUCGCCCCAGCGUUCCUUAGCCCCCUAGCCAAGACUGCGAAGAGUGUCCCCCCACCCCAAACAAAAACAGCUCGGCGGUUUGACCCCACCCGCAACUGCCCGACCCGGCUGACUAAAGCAGAGCAGCUGGUUCGUGGAGAGACGCCGCUGGGAGAGGGAGCGUUCCGGCGGGAGCCCUGAUGCGGGUUUCACUGCGGCAGCUCUAGCCUUAUUAAAAUUCCUUGUCCUUAUCCCUAAAUAGUGCUUUGCAUUUUCAGAUUCCCCUCUGGAGUUUCUGGCGAGUUAUUGGAGUUAUUAGAUUACCAAUAAUCCAAAGGCCAGCCUGGUUAGAGGAGGGGGAAGGGCUGAGGGCCCUUGUUCUUCAAAUCGGAAGACUCUGGCCAAAGUAGGUCAAUAGGAAGGAGGGCGGGGCGAGAACGGGAUUGCCGCUUGCGAGCCUUGAUGGAGGGCGCACCCUAGCGUUAGGCAGCGCUAAAAACACGGUUAGGUUUGAGCUCCCGGAACCACGGAACUCCGAGUUUCCAAUAAGUGCGUUUUCUUCAUCCCAACUUCCUAGAUUCUCAUCCCCAUCCAUAUUAAAUUUCACCUUUCCCUUUUGUCUUUAUCCCACCGGGAAAAGGGAUUAAAAAAAAUAAGCCUCCAAGUAGAAUUUUGAGGCCAAAGAGGCCCAAGCUUUGCAGACCUACUCUGACCCCGCCUCCGCCGCGGACGGCUUGCGCGGCGCAACGUGACACCACCCGCUCGGUUUAGGCCGGGACUGGCCUGUGAAGCUGCAUCUCAGCGACUCCCCCCAGCCCCCAACCCCCUGGCCGCAAUUCUCUGAAAGCGCCUCCCCAGCCACAGUACUGAGGACUAUAGGGGAUGCCACCCAGGGCUUCCGAUUCUCAGCCAGGCCACGGGAAAGCGAGGCAAUUUUGGAGCGCUCCAGUGAGCGCGUUGCGCUCGGCGCCCGGGCCUGUGCGCAGAGAUCUGACCAAGUCUCUAUGGUUUCGGGGAAAUUGGAUUUGGAAAUCCCGAAACCUGGCCAGGUUCGGCCUGGCAGCUCCUAUUCUUAAGACGUGGGACGGAAACCGAGCCUAGCUGAGUUCCCCUUCGUGCCAGCGUAGGCGGAAGGGGCUUUCGGUUUAGUUUUCCUCCAAGUAGGUUGAGAUGUGCAGGAUGGAGACCCUCGGCCUUUGGGACUCCCAUCUCUUUGGACUGGGCGUUUCGUCUAACCACUCCCUUACAUAGAGGUGGGGGAGGUGCAAGAACCAUCCCUCUCCCCCCCAAAAAAUGGGGAGUAAGAAACGACACACCAGGCGAACCAUCGCCCAAAUGGCAAAUCCCAACUUCUGGGUUCUGGACCUGGCUCCCUCCUGGUCUGACUUUCCUCCCCAUUUAUAUGCUGUGAGGAGAGGUCAGACUAGGUGAACCGAGUGUCCCGGCCUUGGCGCCGACGAGGGAUCUAGGGGAAAGUUUGUCGUGUUCUCUGCGAGCCUUCCCGGGCCGCCCCCUCCCUCCCUGGUGAAUCCCCGGCGGCCGGCGCGGGGCAGGCUGCGAUCCUGGCGGCCGCCGGGGGCCGGCAGCUUCCUGGAAAGUUACUUCUGGUUGGAGUCGGCGAUAGGCAGCGCGUUCUCUGAAAUCCGCAGAGCGGAGAUCGGCGCCGUUCCGGGAAUGAGAGGGCUGUGCCAUUCCCCUCACUGCCCCCUGCCUUGACGGCGUAACAGGAAAAAAAAAAAGGCAUACAGACAAUGUUAGCUACCGAGGUGCACGAAAAGUUUUAUUUCAAUGGAACUAAAUUAAGAGCCACUACGGUUAUACCGCGGGGCUUCCGCCGCGUCUGCGGGGGCUUCGAGGCGAAUGGGCGACGGUGCCCGCCGAUCGCCCGGGGGUGGGCGGUCCCUGGAAGACAGAUUUUAAGCAACACUUUGGACUGUGAAGCAAGGCCUUGGGUGAAGACAAUAUGGCCUCGCCGGCUGACAGCUGUAUCCAGUUCACCCGCCACGCUAGUGAUGUUCUCCUGAACCUUAACCGCCUCCGGAGCCGUGACAUCUUGACUGAUGUUGUCAUUGUGGUGAGCCGGGAGCAGUUCAGAGCCCAUAAGACAGUACUCAUGGCCUGCAGCGGUCUGUUCUACAGCAUCUUCACGGACCAGUUGAAAUGCAACCUCAGUGUCAUCAACCUUGACCCUGAGAUCAACCCGGAGGGGUUCUGCAUCCUCCUGGACUUCAUGUACACAUCGCGGCUCAAUCUGCGGGAAGGCAACAUCAUGGCCGUGAUGGCCACAGCCAUGUACCUGCAGAUGGAGCAUGUCGUGGAUACCUGCCGGAAGUUCAUCAAGGCCAGUGAGGCGGAGAUGGUUCCUGCCAUCAAGCCUCCCCGCGAAGAGUUCCUGAACAGUCGGAUGCUCAUGCCCCAGGACAUCAUGGCCUAUCGGGGCCGUGAGGUGGUGGAGAAUAACCUGGCACUGAGGAACGCCCCUGGGUGUGAGAGCAGAGCCUUUGCCCCGAGCCUGUACAGCGGCCUGUCCACACCACCAGCCUCUUACCCCAUGUACAGCCACCUCCCAGUCAGCAGCUUCCUCUUCUCUGACGAGGAGCUCCGUGAUGCCCGGAUGCCUGUGGCCAACCCCUUCCCUAAGGAGCGGGCCCUCCCCUGCGAUAGUGCCAGGCCAGUCCCUGGUGAGUACAGCCGGCCAGCCAUGGAAGUGUCCCCCAGUGUGUGCCACAGCAGCCUCUACUCACCCAAGGAGGCGGUCCCGGAAGAGGCACGCAGUGACAUGCACUACAGUAUGGCUGAGGGCCACAAGCCUGCUGCCCCCUCGGCCCGGAAUGCCCCAUACUUCCCCUGUGACAAGGCCAACAAAGAAGAAGAGAGACCCUCCUCAGAGGAUGAGAUUGCCCUGCACUUCGAGCCCCCCAAUGCACCCCUGAACCGGAAGGGCUUGGUUAGUCCCCAGAGCCCCCAGAAAUCCGACUGCCAGCCCAACUCACCCACAGAGUCCUGCAGCAGCAAGAAUGCCUGCAUCCUCCAGGCCUCUGGCUCCCCUCCGGCUAAGAGCCCGACCGACCCCAAAGCCUGCAACUGGAAGAAGUACAAGUUCAUUGUGCUCAAUAGCCUCAACCAGAAUGCCAAACCAGAGGGGCCUGAGCCGGCUGAGCUGGGCCGCCUUUCCCCGCGCGCCUACACUGCCCCGCCGGCCUGCCAGCCGCCCAUGGAGCCUGAGAACCUCGACCUCCAGUCCCCCACCAAGCUCAGCGCUAGCGGGGAGGACUCUACCAUCCCACAAGCAAGCCGGCUCAAUAACAUUGUUAACAGGUCCCUGACAGGGUCCCCCCGCAGCAGCAGUGAGAGCCACUCGCCUCUCUACAUGCACCCUCCCAAGUGCACAUCCUGUGGGUCCCAGUCCCCGCAGCAUGCGGAGAUGUGCCUGCACACUGCUGGCCCCACGUUCCCUGAGGAGAUGGGAGAGACCCAGUCUGAGUACUCGGAUUCCAGCUGUGAGAACGGGGCCUUCUUCUGCAAUGAGUGUGACUGCCGCUUCUCUGAGGAGGCCUCCCUCAAGAGGCACACGCUGCAGACCCACAGUGACAAACCCUACAAGUGUGACCGCUGCCAGGCCUCCUUCCGCUACAAGGGCAACCUCGCCAGCCACAAGACCGUCCAUACGGGCGAGAAACCCUAUCGUUGCAACAUCUGUGGGGCCCAAUUCAACCGACCAGCCAACCUGAAAACCCACACUAGAAUUCACUCUGGAGAGAAGCCCUACAAAUGCGAAACCUGCGGAGCCCGAUUUGUACAGGUGGCUCACCUCCGUGCCCAUGUGCUCAUCCACACUGGUGAGAAGCCCUAUCCCUGUGAAAUCUGUGGUACCCGUUUCCGGCACCUUCAGACUCUGAAGAGCCACCUGCGAAUCCACACAGGAGAGAAACCUUACCAUUGCGAGAAGUGUAACCUGCAUUUCCGUCACAAAAGCCAGCUGCGACUUCACUUGCGCCAGAAGCACGGUGCCAUCACCAACACCAAGGUGCAGUACCGCGUGUCUGCCACGGACCUGCCUCCGGAGCUCCCCAAAGCCUGCUGA